CUCAGGUCGAGCGAGGACGAGAUGCGCAUGUUUGCGCCUGUUGAUUUACGCCAGAUUCACACGUUCACCCUGGUUCACAUGAAGACAUUACUUACACGUGCUUGUUGAUUUGUACUUAGUGCGUGUGAAUUAAUUAGUUGUAGAUAAUAUACAUCAUGAAGUUGUAGUGUUGUUUACCUAUAUUAAUAUUUUCUGUAGAAAAUUAUUGAAAACUGCGUGCCAAUGAAGUGUUUUGGAGUGUUCGAUGGAGUGAAGUGUAGUGUCAAGAAUUUUUAAAUUACGUUUCUCAAUUUUUUCACUUGCAAUUCCAAUAAUUGUGGAACAAUGGCAAAAUCCUUUAAUGCGUUUAGUACUCGCUCCGUGAAGCACUUGGACCCAACGAGUGUGGAGUUUACUGUGUAUCAUCCAGAUGAAAUUAAGGAAAUGAGUGUGGUUAAAGUCAGUGUGCCAGUUUCAUUUAAUGCUUUGGGUCUUCCAAUGAAAGGAGGCUUAUACGAUCCUGUCAUGGGCCCUCUGGGCGAUCGUGGGGAAAUAUGUGCUACGUGCCGGGGCUCGUUUUUUACGUGCCCUGGUCAUUUUGGACAUAUAGAGUUGCCGGUGCCAGUGUUCAACCCAUUCUUCAUGAAGACUGUUUAUUCCGUUUUGCGACUUGCGUGUUUGAACUGCCAUGAAUUGCAGAUAUUAGGAGAGCAUCGAUAUCUUCUUAUUGGUCAACUUCAGCUACUGGAUGCAGGACAUGUGGUGGAAGCUCAAGAACUCGCAGAGAAAUUGAUUUCCAUUAAUUCUUCUCGUUCAGAUGUUGGUGAAGCAGCUGCUUCAGCAUUCGCCAAAGAAAGUGUUAAGAAUUAUAUAGAUAAAGUACUUGGAGAACACAAUACGAAAAUGCUUGGUGCAGAAGAAUCAAAAAAUGUGGAAAUUCUACGUGCACAGUUUUUAGCAAUGGCCAAAGAGCAGUUCAAACAAAAAAAAUUCUGCCUAAAUUGUAAGAAGCCAAUUGCAAAAAUCACUUUAAUCUACAACAGAUUAAUGACUGUACAUAAUAAAAUAGUAAAUGAUAAGAUUGUAAGUAGCUCUGCCAGUUUUAUUACCCCUGAUGAAGCUCGAAAUCAUCUGCGUGCUUUGUGGACUGAGGGUUCUGACUUUAUCAUGGUGCUGGCUCCUGUACUUCGGAGAAUCAAAUCGCAGUAUCCUACAGAUGUAUUUUUUGUGGAAAUUGUUCCUGUACCACCCCCAAAAGUUCGGCCUGUAAAUUUUGUUAAAGGCAAGAUGAAUGAACAUCCUCAGACAAUAGUGUUCCAGCAGGUCUUGGAACAUAGCAUUGUUACACGUCAGGCAGCACAUAUUGUAAAUGGCGGCACAGCUGAUCAGUUAAGUGAGGAAGGUCAGCAAUUGUACCAGACUAUGCCAGGUGCGUCACCAAUAGAGAAACUCCAUAAUGCUUGGCAAAGUCUUCAGGCAGCUGUUGGUCAUCUUGUAGAUGCAGAACUCAAUAAUACACGAAGGAACACAGCGAAUGCACCUGCAGGUCUUAAGCAGGUAAUAAGUAAGAAAGAAGGACUAAUACGCAUGCAUAUGAUGGGAAAACGAGUCAAUUUUGCAGCACGCACUGUAAUAACUCCUGACCCAAACUUAGGAGUUGAUGAAAUUGGAAUUCCAGAAGCUUUUGCAAAAGUACUUACAUACCCUACUCCAGUGACCCCAUGGAAUGUGGAUGAUCUUAGACAAGCUGUACUUAAUGGUCCUAAUAUUUACCCUGGUGCAACAAUGGUUCAGAAUGAAGAUGGUUCUAUCAUCAGAGUCAGUAAGGAAGCAAUUCAGAGAGCCAGUCUUGCCAAACGAUUGUUAACACCCAAAGAAAGUGAUGGAAAAGUACCAUCUAUCCCCAAAAUCGUGCAUCGACAUUUACGUAAUGGGGAUGUUUUAUUGCUAAAUCGCCAACCUACACUGCACAGGCCCUCCAUUAUGGCACAUCGUGCACGUGUUUUACAUGGUGAAAAAACAUUCCGAUUGCAUUAUGCAAAUUGUAAGUCUUAUAAUGCUGACUUCGAUGGUGAUGAGAUGAAUGCGCAUUUUCCACAAAGUGAAUUGGCUCGAGCUGAAGCAUAUUUCCUGGCACAGGUAGGACACCAAUACUUGGUUCCAAAGGAUGGUACUCCAUUGUCCGGGCUGAUCCAGGAUCACGUUGUGAGUGGAGUGCGAUUGACAGUGAGGGGACGCUUUUUUCCUCGAGCUGAGUACUGCACGUUGGUGCAGCAAGCACUUCCCACACUUACAGGCUCCAUCAGGCUUUUGCCUCCUUCUAUUUUGAAACCUUGCAGCCUUUGGUCAGGCAAACAGGUUGUGUCUACAGUGUUACUGAACUGUAUACCUGCUGGAAGGCCUCCACCUACUCUGUGUGAUAGUGCCAAAAUUCCUGCACGUGCAUGGGUGCAAGCAAGUGCUAAUCGCCCCUGGCGUGCUGGUGGCACAUCACUACGUGGAGAUGCACUGUCUGAAGCAGAGGUUGUGUUGCGUGAAGGAGAGCUGUUAUGUGGUGUUUUGGACAAAAAGCAUUUUGGAUCAACCCCAUAUGGUCUGGCACAUUGUGUACAUGAACUCUAUGGUGCUGAGUAUUGCAUGAAACUUUUGUCUGCUUUUGCCCGACUCUUCACUGCUUUUCUGCAAAGAGAAGGCUUUACAUUGGGAGUCCGUGACAUUCUUGUUGUGCCUGAGGCAGACGCUGAACGUCGCAAAUUGCUGGAGGAAGCAAGUCAAAUUGGCCCAUCUGCAGUUGCUACGGCAUUUGAACUUGCAGAACCUUUACUCAACAGUUCACAAGAGAGAAAUCAACAGGAGCAGUUACCUCCAGGCAGCGAAGCUCAUUUACUGCGCAUAGCAACUGGUGACCAGCAACUUCGGGCAGCUUUGGAUCACUCUUAUAAGCAGCUCCUUGAUCCUGCCACCAAUGGUGUGUCACGGGCUUGUGUUCCUGCUGGCCUCCUGGAAAAAUUUCCUGAGAACAAUUUGCAACUGAUGGUGCAGUCAGGAGCAAAGGGUAGUACUGUGAAUACCUUGCAAAUUUCUUGCCUGCUGGGACAGAUAGAGUUGGAAGGACGCCGACCACCUCUGAUGCCGUCAGGCAAAGCUCUGCCAUCAUUCCGUCGCUUUGACCUAUCACCUCGGGCAGGUGGUUUUGUCGCAGGUCGGUUUUUGACUGGCAUCCGACCACAGGAGUUUUUCUUUCACUGCAUGGCGGGUCGAGAAGGUCUGAUCGACACAGCUGUCAAAACCAGCCGAAGUGGCUAUUUGCAACGUUGUCUAGUGAAGCACCUAGAAGGAUUGGUUGUGGGUUAUGAUGGUACUGUUCGUGAUUCUGAUGGUUCUUUGGUACAAUUUGCGUACGGAGAAGAUGGACUGGAUAUUUUGAAAUCUCAGUUUCUUACACCAAAGCAAAUACCUGUGCUGGCAGACAAUUACAAGGCAUUCUAUGACAAAGAUGAUGUUUCGAGAUUAAAAAUGGAUAAAAUAGACCCUGAAAUUGAAGCGGCAUCCAAAAAUGUGCGUCGUUGGUUUCGACGAAAUAAACGGUUGGGAAUGAAACGACCUCCACGGACGUUCCGGGACUACUCUCAUCCUCCUGAUCCAAUAGCAUCUCGUGUUCCCCCCUGCGCUGCCUUUGAAGCAUUGACAGAACGUUUAGAGGGUCUUAUAAAUGAUUAUCUUAAGAAACAUCAAUCUCCACCUUCAAAGGACAAUCCUAUGCGCGAUGCACUCUUACUGAAGAGUGUAUGUGCUCGAGCUGAACCUGGAGAACCCGUAGGUGUCUUAGCUGCCCAGUCUAUUGGAGAACCUUCUACUCAGAUGACCCUAAACACAUUCCAUUUUGCUGGUCGCGGUGAGAUGAACGUGACUCUGGGUAUUCCACGAUUGAGAGAGGUGCUGAUGAUGGCUUCACGUCAUCCUAAGACACCAGCUAUGGAAGUACCAAUGCGUGCUGAUUUACCAAAUAUGGCUGCUUCUGCGGAUUCACUUCGUCGUCGUUUGCGUCGGAGCCAUCUCUCAGAACUCUUAGAAAAAGUUGAUAUAACAGAAUGGCUUGAUAUUGGUAAAGAAGGUCGAAAAAGAAUCUAUCGCAUUCACAUGCAAUUUCUCCCAAAGAAGGAAUUGCGUCGUGAACAUUCUGUAAGUCCUAAUCAAGUCUUACAGCAUGUGGAGUCUCAUUUCUUGGCAAAUCUAGUUCUUGGUAUACGGAAGCUUCUGCGCACUUCAUCAACCUUGUUGGAGACAAAGGAGAGUCGCAAAGAAGGUCAAACUCAAAAUGGUGAGGCGGAGGAUCCUGAGAAGGAUGUAGAUCAUGAUGUGAGAAAUAGAGCAAGGCCACUGGGUGAGGAUCAAGAUAGUUCCAGUGAAGAUGAGAAUGAAGAGGAGGAGGAGGAUGCAACUUCAGCCCGCAAUCGUGCUCGUCACAAUGAAUCCCAUGAAUACGAUCAGCCUGAGGGAUCGGAAGAUGAGCAGUCAAAUAAUGGUGAGAAUGUUAAUGAAAGUUUUCAAGAGGAAAGGCAAACCAACUCAUCCCAGAAUAAUGAAUACAGUGUUCAAACAGAAGAAAUAAAUAGAACAUUUGAGAGAUUCCAGAAAGACAAUGAACUGAAGAAACGAGUUGAGAAGGUUCUUUCAAAAUAUAAAUUGGUGACAAACUACAUGUUCGACCUAGUCCGUGAACAGUGGUGUGAAGUGACAUUUGGACUUCCCUUGUCAUUGGCUCGUGUGGAUUUCUCUACUAUAUUUCGAGAAGUUGCAGAACAGUCUGUUGUAUGUUCAACACCUGGGAUAAAACGAGCUUUUGUUAAUUCAAAUCCUGAUGGAAGUCUUGUGCUUCGUACAGAUGGGACAAAUUUGCCAGCAAUGUUCAAGUAUGUUGAUAUUCGUGAUGUCUUCAAAGCAUAUGGAAUCACUGUUGAUCCGAGACAUCUGUUGUUAGUGGCAGAUUACAUGACAUUCUUGGGUACUUAUGAGCCUCUCAGCAAACGUGGUAUAGAGUCAGCAAGUUCUCCUUUACAACAAAUGUCAUUUGAAUCUUCUCUCAGCUUUCUACAAACAGCAACUCUGCGAGGCCGUCGUGAUACCCUACAAUCUCCCUCCAGUCGUAUAAUGUUAGGUCGCCCAUGUGGUGCAGGAACAGGUGCUUUCUCUUUGUGCCAGCGUCUUGCAGUGACAGGAUAGCUAUGUUCCCAAUAUCCAAGAGUAAAUAUAUUUUAGAUACUAUUAACAAGAGAAUCAAGCCCUAAAAUGAAAAUGUUCAGAAGUCUAUCAAAUCCUGCACUAAAAGCACUGGAAAGCAAACCAUGCAAGAGGAUCAUUAAUUUCCCAGUCAAUAUAUGAAGAAAUAUUGACGAUUUGUUUUGCUGAUAGUAAAAGGAAAAGCAGGAAGGCCGAGAAAAUAAUUAAAAUACAAAGCACAACCAGUACAAACAAAUUUGCAAUAUUUUUUAUUUGUUCAAUUGACGGGCUAAUGAUUUUUAACAUGGGUUUAAUUUGAAUCGUUUGAAAAUAAAAGGAAUAUCUUGUUAAAAUAUAAAUGAUUUUUUGUAUAAUCUAUUAUGAGAAAUAAGAACGUCAUAACUAGGAAUCGGAAACCUGUGUUGUGAAACCUUUUAAAUAUUUAUUCCUCAACCCUAUUUUAUUUUACAUACAAUAUAAUACAGGCAAUUAUAAUUAUGACAUUAGAUUAGAAACGUCGAUUGAAAACAUUCAAAAUCAGGUUUUUUUGGCAUUACAUUUAUAUAUCUAGCAAUUUAGAUCAACCACAUAAUUGUUAGUUCUUCUACAAAUCUUACAUAAUGGAGCAUAAUAAAGAGUUCAUUCUCACAAAUGGAACACUAAAUAGUACAGUGCCUGUAGAACAAAGUUCACUCAUGAAUUUCACCCAAGUUUUGAAUACAAUGUUGGAGAAUCUAUAAACUUAUUUUCCAAGAUAUAGGGAAUAUGAUAUUUUUUGUAUAAUGGUGCAGUAAGCUUGUAUUCAGAUUAGCUGCAGUAUGAUGGUAAUCAUGAGUUAACCUUGGCAAUGGUAUACUAAAUUGAGCAACUAAAGUAAAAAACAUGCUGCACGGUUUCAAGUCUACACACGUGGGUUUAAUAAGGAGUAUAAAUUUGUGAAACAUAGCAAAGUAGGACUUCCUAAGGUAUGAUAUAAAAUUUUUUGCCUAGUCUGUAAGACACGUUUCGACAAGUCCAGCAACCAAUGAGCAUUAUUAACAAUAUAAUCAUUAUGUAGAUGGAAUUUCAAUUUACUGUCAAAAAUCACCUCCAAAUCUUCAAGCUGUGAAACUGUUUCCAAUGAAGUAUCACUUAUUUUGUAUUCAAAUGGGUCAUUCCACUCAAAAUUGGAGGAAUUUGAAGGAAAAUUGACUUCGAGUCUCAUAUCUUCCUGAUUAUUUUUUUACAGAUUCAUGAAUACAAACAAUUCAACGAUUUGUUGUUUUGUUUUGCUCAAAUAUUUAUAUUUUUGUCACUUUUAAAAAAUUUUCCUUAACUGCACAUGCAUUAAAAUGUAUAAUUUUAUAUUUUAAAAUCUCAGUUUUGUGUUUGUAUUAAAUCAAAACUUCAAUCUGUGCCUUUCAUGAAAUUUAUCUUUUUUAUAAAAUUAUAUUUUUCCAUGUUAAUUUUUUGUUUGUAUUGUUUAAGUUAUAAAAUUAUUGUUUUUCUCACAAAUUAAAAAUCUGAAAAGAAAGUUCAUCCUUUAUUCUAAAGGACUGUCCAGUUUCUAUUGGCUUCUAUUAAAAUAACUUUUUGAGAAAUUUUUAAAUUUUACCUUGUUCAAGGCAACGUGAGAACUCAUGCGCCUGACGUAUGUGCUGCUAUUAAAUGAAUCACUGGUGGGAACAAGCUUGACAAGAUGAAGAUGAGUGCAAAUGUUCACAGAUAUCUAUAUCUAUAAUAUGUAAUAAUUUGAUGCAUAUGAAUUAUUUUUAAUAUUCACAAGAAUUUUAAAGCUCAUUUCUCAGUGAACAUUUGCACUCAUUUUUAGUUCCUUAAUCUCUUAUAUGAGAUUGCAUUGUGAUAACAAUUUAAAAAAUUUAAUUGUUAAGAGGAAUUUCUUAGGACUAAGAAAUUACAAAAACAAGAAAAAAUCAGUAUUUUCGAUUCAUUUUCCUCCAUGAUAGUAAUAUUUUUUAUUGAUAACAGACUGAUUUGUUUCUUACUAAAUAGUUUUGUGGAUAUUUGGCACACUUGACAUUGAUAUAAUCCUCUGCAAGGCAUUGUUAAAAAUCCUUUUUGUUUUAUCAUGUUGUGAGCGAACUAUUAUUACAGUCUUGAACAACGCAUCAUACAGUUCUGCAACUUUCUGAUAAUCAGGCACUUCUGACAUAAAUUUAAGAUCGUUAUCUGUCAUUAAUGGCACAACGUUGUCUUCAGAGGAUGAAUUUUCUCCUGCCAACACCUUGCUUGUCAUCUGUUUCUUCUCAUCGUAUAAUGCUCUCCAGGCAUCUUUUUCCUUCUGCAAAUGUUCUAUAUGACUCAUAAAUUCAUCAUCCGUCAGAAAACAAGUCUGAUUGAUGUCAUUUCCAGGACGUUCGAAACCGCUGGAAACGGAAUGCGCUGUCAUUUUUUUAUCUACAGACCCUCAAUACAAUGCUAACCAAUACAACACACGUCUGCCUCAAGUGCUCCAAAACCCCGCGUUUUGUUGAGUUUGAUGGACACUCUAUGGAGAUGUACGGAACAUUUGACUGUAAAAGCUUCGAAGGGUAGUCACAGGGCAGCACCGUCGCCUAUGCGUGAGAAGUGGUGAGAAGUGGCAGUCUCAGCAAGUCUCAGUCCUGCAAUGCUCAGUCCUGCAUUUUACCACCCACGGUAGAAAUGUUAUUUCCACCAUGAUCCUUCCUAGAGUUAGUAUUGAAAUACUGCUGG
This is a messenger RNA of Gryllus bimaculatus (two-spotted cricket), 7893 nucleotides long. The record is from the annotation of a GenBank genome assembly. NCBI's taxonomy places the organism in Eukaryota, Metazoa, Arthropoda, Insecta, Orthoptera, Gryllidae.